This is a messenger RNA of Chrysochloris asiatica (Cape golden mole), 1816 nucleotides long. It is a transcript of the gene DNAI2, whose product is annotated as dynein, axonemal, intermediate chain 2. Lineage: Eukaryota; Metazoa; Chordata; Mammalia; Afrosoricida; Chrysochloridae. Bases 41 to 1816 code for a protein of 591 amino acids. The transcript has 13 exons. Gene Ontology annotation, biological process: cilium movement; outer dynein arm assembly. Gene Ontology annotation, molecular function: dynein light chain binding; dynein heavy chain binding. Gene Ontology annotation, cellular component: outer dynein arm. The record is from RefSeq and is a predicted model, not a curated record.
UUCGGCCCAGCGGUGGAAGGAGCGGACCCAGGCCAGCACCAUGGAGAUCGUGUAUGUGUACCUCAAGAAGCGCAGCGAGUUUGGGAAACAAUGCAACUUCUCUGACCGCCAGGCAGAGCUGACCAUUGACAUCCAGCCCAACCCAGAGCUGGCGGAACAGUUCGUGGAGCGGAAUCCCGUGGACACGGGUGUCCAGUGCUCCGCCAGCAUGUCGGAACAUGAGGCCAACACAGAGCGCUUCGAAAUGGAGACCAGAGGGGUUAACCACAUUGAGGGGGGUUGGCCCAAGGAUGUGAACCCCUUGGAGCUGGAGCAGACGAUCCGUUUCCGGAAGAAAGUGGAGAAAGAUGAGAACUACAUUAACGCCAUCAUGCAGCUUGGCUCGAUCAUGGAACACUGCAUCAAGCAAAACAAUGCCAUAGACAUCUAUGAGGAGUACUUUGAUGACGAGGACCCCAUGGAGGUGACAGAUGAGGCUCCGUCAGCAAAAACCAUCAACGUUUUCAGGGAUCCCCAGGAGAUCAAGCGGGCAGCUACGCACCUGUCCUGGCACCCUGAUGGCAACCGGAAGUUAGCUGUGGCAUAUUCUUGCUUGGAUUUUCAGCGGGCACCUAUGGGCAUGAGCUUCGAUUCAUACAUCUGGGAUAUGGAAAACCCCAACAAACCUGAAAUUGCCCUGAGGCCAUCUUCACCCCUCAUCACCCUGGAGUACAACCCCAAGGAUUCCCAUGUCCUCCUGGGAGGCUGCUACAAUGGGCAGAUUGCCUGCUGGGACACCCGGAAGGGCAGCCUAGUGGCCGAGCUGUCCACCAUAGAGUUCAGCCACCGCGACCCUGUGUACGGCACCAUCUGGCUGCAGUCCAAAACGGGCACUGAGUGCUUCUCAGCCUCCACAGAUGGCCAGGUCAUGUGGUGGGACAUCCGGAAGCUGAGUGAGCCCACAGAGUUGUUGAUCAUGGACAUCAGCAAAAAGGAAAUGCUGGAGAACUCCCUUGGCGCCAUCUCCCUGGAGUUCGAGUCCACACUGCCAACCAAAUUCAUGGUGGGCACCGAGCAGGGCAUCGUCAUCUCCUGCAACCGCAAGGGCAAGACGCCCGCUGAGAAGAUAGUGUGCACCUUCCCGGGUCACCACGGCCCCGUCUAUGCCCUCCAGAGAAACCCCUUCUACCCGAAGAACUUCUUGACGGUCGGGGACUGGACGGCCCGCAUCUGGUCUGAAGACAGCCGGGAAUCUUCCAUCAUGUGGACCAAGUACCACAUGGCUUACCUCACUGAUGGUGCCUGGAGCCCUGUGAGGCCGGCAGUUUUCUUCACCACCAAGAUGGACGGAACCCUGGACAUCUGGGACUUUGUGUUCAAGCAGUGUGACCCAGCCCUCAGUCUGAAGGACAAUGGGUGUCUCACUGCUUGUGGCUCCCGGCUGGGGACGACCACCCUGCUGGAGGUCUCUCAUGGGCUCUCCACCCUGCAGAGGAAUGAGAAGAACAUAGCGUCUUCUAUAUUUGAGCGCGAGACCCGGCGGGAGAAGAUCCUGGAGGCUAGGCACCGGGAAAUGAGGCUGAAGGAGAAGGGCAAGGCUGAGGGCAAGGAGGAGGAGCUGAAGGAGGAGGAGGCCGCCGUAGACCUGCAAGAGCUGGUCUUCAAGGCCGAGGAGGAGUUCUUCGACAUCAUCUUCACGGAGCUGAAACGGAAGGAGAAGGACGCCCUGAGCAAGAAAUCACUGCCCACACACAGUCAGGAAGAGGAGGAGGAGGAGCUGCUGGAGCAGGAGAUGGAAGGAGAGGAAGAAAUGGAAGAGAAGGAGACCUCAGCCUAG